Molecule: messenger RNA, 1170 nt
Organism: Venustampulla echinocandica
Lineage: Eukaryota; Fungi; Ascomycota; Leotiomycetes; Helotiales; Pleuroascaceae
Product: Glycosyl transferase family 17 protein
Exons: 1
Coding region: 1-1170 (389 amino acids)
Biological process (GO): N-acetylglucosamine metabolic process; protein N-linked glycosylation
Cellular component (GO): membrane
Molecular function (GO): beta-1,4-mannosylglycoprotein 4-beta-N-acetylglucosaminyltransferase activity
Source: RefSeq, a predicted model, not a curated record
AUGCGUCGCCAAAUCCCCUUGACCAGCAGCUACCGGCGGCGAUGGCAAUGGCUGCUAAGAGCGGCCGGGAACCACUGGAAAACGCUACUCCUCCUUCUAGCCAUACUCUGGCUCUAUACCCACCAUAGUGAGCAGAAACAAGCACACGCAGUAACCGACGCGUCUUUCGCCCUUGAACUCUCGAUGCUCGUCGAAUCGUCCAAAGCAAACCAUGCUCUCCCUCUCCAGCAAGCCCAAGAAUUAUGCGCUCUGCAUAACUUCGACGCGUAUCCAGCACGUUCGGAAGGUCGAAAAAUUUAUGAUCUGUUCAUGUUGAAUGACGAGUUGGAUUGGCUCGAGAUCCGUCUCAAUACGAUGGCCGCCUAUGUCGAUUAUUUUGUCAUCGUGGAGUCAGACUUAACCUUUACGGCGCGCCCGAAACCUCUCGCACUGAGGGAUAAUUGGCCACUCUUCGAUAAGUUUCAUGACAAGAUCAUAUACCACCAGGUGGAAGACAUCCCGCUAGAUGCAACACGGUCAUGGGAUUUGGAAGACCACCAACGGAAUGCGAUGUACACACAGGUUAUACCACGGCUGGAAGGGGAGAGAAUGACACGGCCGGGAGAUGUGUUAAUUGUGAGCGACGUGGAUGAGAUCCUACGACCCGCUACGUUAACUCUGUUGCGGAACUGUGAUUUUCCAAAACGGCUCACGCUGCGGAGCCAGUUCUACUACUACGGGUUCCAAUGGCUGCAUCGCGGGGAACAAUGGAAGCAUCCGCAAGCUACUAUCUAUGAUGGGCCGGAGCGGACUAUUCUUCCCGCGGAUCUACGGAACGGCGAGGGCGGAAGUCGAAUCGCUGCAUGGUGGCAUAAGGCAGACUUGUGGAAUGCCGGGUGGCAUUGUAGCACCUGCUUCCAAAAUAUCAGCGAUGUUUUGACCAAGCUGGCUAGCUUCUCGCACAUGAGUCUCAACCGGGAGGAGUUCAGAGAUCCAGCGCGUAUCGUAGAUAGGGUGCGGAAUGGCCUAGAUUUGUGGGACCGAGAGGGGGAGGUAUACGACAAAAUUGAAGCGAACGAGGAUAUUCCUCCUUUUUUGCAGAAGAGUGGGGAUAGAUUCAGCUAUUUGCUAGAUAGGGAUGGGCCAAAUGCCGGGUUUUUGGAUUAUGGCGACAUUCAGAGUGGCCCUUGA